Messenger RNA from Salvia splendens (bonfire salvia), 1190 nucleotides. Its product is annotated as cytokinin riboside 5'-monophosphate phosphoribohydrolase LOG8. Gene Ontology annotation, molecular function: hydrolase activity, hydrolyzing N-glycosyl compounds. NCBI's taxonomy places the organism in Eukaryota, Viridiplantae, Streptophyta, Magnoliopsida, Lamiales, Lamiaceae. Gene Ontology annotation, biological process: cytokinin biosynthetic process. The record is from RefSeq and is a predicted model, not a curated record. The transcript is spliced from 7 exons. Gene Ontology annotation, cellular component: nucleus; cytosol. Bases 323 to 970 code for a protein of 215 amino acids.
AAUUAAUAAACACACACACACACACACACACGUCUGAUGAACCUUUUUUUGAUUUGUUGGGCUUCUUUAUUCAGUAAAAUCAAGAAAUACCCAGAUUGUCUUUUUUCUUUUCCUUCUCCAUUUUCUCCGAUUCUUUAUUACUUUUAGGCUUGUUUUGUCUAUUUCAUUUGUAUUGAGAUAUGGGCUUAGUAUCUUGUGUAUAUUUAUAGGAGUGAGUGAGAGAGAUACUCCAUAAGAGAAGGGUCAUUUUCUUUUGUUAUCUUUUAGCUCUCACAUUAUUAAAGAUUGGAUUUUGUGGUAUUGUGAAAGCACUUGAAUUGGAAUGGAACUCAAUUCAAGAAACGUCAACAAGUUGAAGAAAAUAUGUGUCUUCUGUGGGAGUAAUCCAGGCCACAGACAAGUCUUCAGUGAUGCAGCUAUUGACUUGGGAAAUGAACUGGUGAAGAGGAAAAUAAACUUGGUUUAUGGAGGUGGGAGUGUAGGGCUAAUGGGACUAUUGUCACAGAGAGUUUAUGAUGGUGGUUGCCAUGUUCUUGGAGUUAUCCCUAAAGCGCUUGUUCCUGUUGAGAUAUCAGGAGAGACUGUUGGGGAAGUGAGGAUCGUUUCUGACAUGCACGAAAGGAAGGCUGAUAUGGCUCGUGAGGCUGAAGCGUUUAUCGCUCUUCCUGGAGGAUAUGGAACGAUGGAGGAGUUACUCGAGAUGAUAACUUGGGCACAGCUUGGGAUCCAUAAAAAGCCGGUUGGCUUGCUCAACGUUGAUGGCUACUACGACCCUUUGCUUGCGUUAUUCGAUAAAGGUGUUGAAGAAGGCUUCAUAAAACAAGCUGCAAGGCACAUAGUUCUUUCAGCUCCUACUGCUGAAGAGCUGCUAACAAAAAUGGAGCACGCCCCUUUUGAUGACCACGUUGCGCCUCAUGAAAGCUGGCAGAUGGAGCAACUGGGGAACUACCCAACGGAGAGUGAGACGUGAGGGGGAGUUCCUUUUUGUGGUAGGCCUAUCGACUCGAUAGAAACCUGAUGUGAUUAAUUCUUGUUGCAUAGUGUGUUUAGAGUUUGUGUGGGAAGGGGCCACCAUAAAGUUCAACUUCCCAUCACACUUAUUGCUUCUGUUUAGGCUUCAUUUUUACUGUUGUUUUCUUUACAGUGCUGAAAUGCACAAUGUCGAUUCAAACUUGGAUGCUUCGAAACUA